This is a messenger RNA of Talaromyces marneffei, 1863 nucleotides long. RefSeq lists its product as uncharacterized. Bases 1 to 1863 code for a protein of 620 amino acids. The record is from RefSeq and is a predicted model, not a curated record. Gene Ontology annotation, biological process: transmembrane transport. The transcript has 6 exons. Gene Ontology annotation, molecular function: transmembrane transporter activity. Lineage: Eukaryota; Fungi; Ascomycota; Eurotiomycetes; Eurotiales; Trichocomaceae.
AUGGCAGAAGAUCACUCAGUCUCAGGGUCUGCGACCACAACAUUGAACAAUGAAGACAAUCACAACAACAAUACAACGACGAUACACCAAUCAGAGAAAAUGAAUAUAGAGGCCGCGAGUAUCGAUACAACUACCACCAUGGAAACACACAAUAAUAUUGAGAAAGAAAAUGAAAGAGGACACACCUUCAACCACGACAUAUCAGACGAGGAAGAAGACUUCUCCUCCAACCCUAAAAAAGUGCAAGACGCCACCGCCGGCCAAAUGGAUUUGACACGCACCACGUCCAGCGUCAGAUAUGUGGAGGGGAUGAAAUUGUAUAUUCUCAUGGCGUCCAUGACUUUAAUCUUCUUUUUGGUCAUGGUUGAUAUUUCUAUUGUUUCUACGGCUGUGCCGAAGAUUACGAGCGAUUUUAAUUCUUUGGAGGAUGUGGGUUGGUACGGAACUGCAUAUCAAUUGGCUUGUGCCUCUCUCCAACCCCUCGCCGGAAAAGUCUACUCCAAUUUCCGCCCAAAGAGCAUCUACUUAGUAUGCUUCUUAAUCUUCGAAAUCGGCUCGCUCAUCUGCGGCGUCGCACAAUCCUCUACAAUGCUCAUCAUCGGCCGCGCCAUUGCCGGUAUCGGUUCUUCGGGACUCAUGAACGGCGCCUUGACAAUCCUAUCAACCUCAAUGCCCCUACAUAAACGUCCCACGUAUUUCGGUAUCAUGAUGGGAUUUGCUCAAAUGGGGACGAUCCUGGGUCCGAUUAUCGGUGGUGCGUUUACCACGUAUGUUAAUUGGCGGUGGUGCUUUUAUAUCAACCUCCCCGUUGGCGGUGUCGCGGGUGCAAUUAUGCUAUUCUUCAUCCAAGUUCCCGACGUAGUCAAACCGCGCACUGAAUCCAUCAUGACCAUCAUCACACGCAAACUCGAUAUUAUGGGGUUCUUCCUCUUUGCGCCUGCUGCAAUCCAGGUGUUUUUGGCCUUGGAAUGGGGUGGAAGUAAAUACGCCUGGAACAGCGCCACCAUUAUCGGACUCUUUUGCGGUUCGGGUGCAACCAUCAUCCUUUUCGGGGUGUGGGAAUACUACCAAGGCGAUAAUGCCAUGGCACCCUUUUCGAUCUUGAAGAUAAGACAUGUCUGGGCAUCGUGUCUUGUGAUGUUCUUGUUCUUUGGAUGUUUGCAGAUUGCAUCCUAUUAUCUGCCCAUUUAUUUCCAGACGGUUCGUGGCUCGACCGCGAUUGUGAGUGGUGUGCACAUGUUACCCAACGUAUUGAGCCAGCUGAUUUCUACCGUCGCUUCUGGCGCCUUCGUCGGACGAUUGGGCUACUACCUCCCCUGGAUCAUAGCAUCCUCCACCCUCAGCGCCGUCGCCCUAGGUCUCCUAUCAACCUUCUCCCCCACCACCUCAGCCGGUGAAUGGAUCGGCUACCAAGUCCUGCUCGGCUUCAGCCGCGGUCUAGGGAUGCAAAUGCCUAUCAUUGCAGUGCAAAACAGCAUAAACCCCAAAUUCGUCCCCGUCGCCAUGGCCCUGGUCACAUUUGGACAGACCUUUGGCGGCGCCGUAUUCUUAGCAAUUGGCGAAACCAUUCUCUCGAAUCAAUUGAGAACAAAUAUCCCCAAGUAUGCGCCCGGUGUUGAUACAGCGUCGAUUAUUGCGGCGGGCGGUUCGGGACCUGCUGUUAGAGCUGCUGUGGGCGACAAUCCGGUCGGAUUGGCGGGCACGUUGCUUGCGUACUCGAAGAGCGUGGAUGCGGUGUAUUGGUUUGCGGCUAGUGCGGCGGCCGUCAUGUUUGUGGCUUCGUGGGGGAUGGGGUGGAAGGAUAUCAGGAAGAAGGAUGCGCCGCCGAAGGUAGAUGUUGAGAGUGCAGCUGCCGCAUGUUGA